Messenger RNA from Somion occarium, 1022 nucleotides. Lineage: Eukaryota; Fungi; Basidiomycota; Agaricomycetes; Polyporales; Cerrenaceae. The record is from the annotation of a GenBank genome assembly.
GUUACGACUCUAUGAAUUACUACCUCCAUGCUGCGUUGCGACAUUCAUGUCGGUCAGCGCUGAGGCCGCAUACAAUAAUUGCAAAGACUCAGUAUUUACGAGUACCUAGCAGAAUAUCCUUGCGAUCGACCAGAGGUUAUUCGACGGGGUCCGGCCCCUCAACUUCUUCAUCGUCUUCACAACAAAAUGCCUCACGAGCACAAUAUGCUGCGCGCAAGCAGGAACUUUACGCUCGAAGAAACAGGAGUCUGCUCAUGUACACCUCCGCUGUGAUUGUCAUGGGCAUCGGCGUGACAUAUGCUGCAGUUCCUCUGUAUCGUAUGUUCUGUGCUGCCACCGGUUUUGCCGGUACACCCAAGGUCGGCAUGGGCAAAUACGAAGCCGAACGACUGGUUCCUGUUGAAGACGCCGGGCGAAUCAAAGUUCACUUCAAUGCAGAUACCUCUGACGCACUUCCCUGGACAUUCACUCCGCAACAGAAGUUUGUCAGUGUGCUGCCUGGGGAGACUAGUUUGGCGUUCUACAAGGCUAGGAAUGAUUCUAAACAAGACGUUAUUGGUAUCGCCACCUAUAACGUAACACCGGAUCGAAUAGCACCCUACUUUUCCAAAGUAGAGUGUUUCUGCUUCGAGGAACAGAAGCUUCUUGCAGGAGAAGAGGUUGAUAUGCCGCUUCUGUUCUUCAUCGACAAAGAUGUUCUGGAGGAUCCUGCAUGCCGAAAUUUGGACGACGUUGUCCUAUCAUAUACCUUCUUCAAAGCACGGCGAAACGCACAAGGACACCUAGAGCCGGACGCUUCGGAUGCGGUUGUCCAAGCUUCUCAGGGAUUCGGUGACUACGAGUUAGCUCCUAGAGCUGAGGAUCGCAACAAGGUUGAGGUAACUAGUACCCAGCCGUAAUCUAGUAGAAUCAUGUAAUAUAUUGCUCUUCUGUGACACUUCAUACUCAUCACUCCAAGAUGACAUGCUUCAAAAUUUGAAGGGGUGAAUAGAUUGAUAGAAUAAGCAUUACUAUUUCAUAGG